UGAGCCCCACGAUAGUAACUGCUGGUAAUUGUCCUAAACCGUUCUUGACCAGCUGUGUCCCAAAUUUGGAGUUUUAUGGUUUUCCCAUCUUGUUCCACUGUACGGAUUUUAAAGUCUACACCAAUGGUACUGAUGUAACUCUCGAGAUAUGAAUCAUCAGCAAACCUCAGAAGAAGACAUGAUUUUCCAGCACCAGAGUCUCCAAUUAGCAGAAGCUUAAAAAGCAGAAAAUAGAAAAAUCAGAAGAGGGAGAAGAGAGAAAUGAGAGAGAUCUCUAUCGAGGAGGAGAGAUGGAUGCGAUUUCUUCUUCUUCUCUGUUCGAUUUCAUCGCAGUUCGUUCCAGGAGUUUCAGACAAUUCAUCAGGCCCCGGAAAUGAGAAGAAGGCUGAUGGUGGCAGCUCUUCGAGCAAGAGCGCUAGCUAUAAGGCACUUGUAAUAUGCAUUGGAGUUGUAGUGGUUUCUGUGCUAUCUUUUUUCCUUUUCAAAUUUUGGCAAAGAAAAAGGCGCGAAGAGCAAUAUGCUCGUCUGUUAAAGCUGUUCGAAGAGGACGAUGAGCUUGAAAUGGAGCUUGGCCUCCGCGACUAAUUCCAUUUCCACGUNUUACAACUGAGGAUGCCAUUGAAAUGCUGGACUCGUACCAUCAUAUUAUUUAUCCGAUUUCACUCUCCCAUACUUUUUUUACCCCGUUUUUCAUUUAUUAUAUGCAGAUGAAAGUUUCAGGACAUAUUGGGAAAUGUGUGCUUAGCUAUGUAAAAGUCCAUAGGCGUUUAGGCCCUUGGAGGCAUUUUAGUUUCCCUACUACAGCAUAUGUGGUAGAUGUCAUAUGAAAGGGUUGGUCGCUUGGUCGAUGGACGCUGCUUAUUACUAGUGGUAAAAGGAUUUUUCAUUCAUUUCAAAGUCUUCACUAUCUUAUUUCGUCGUUCAUUUUUUCUAUGUUACCUCUAUCUGUAUUUGUUAUUGUGAAAUAUGCUUCUGAAGCUUAUCAGAUUACCUUAGGAAAUGUCUGCAAUCCUGCAUGUGCAAUGCAGUACUUUCUUAACCUUCUAGUUUCAAGUGCAUAUUUGUAACUAUGAUAACGAGUAUGUUCUUUUCGGACUUAUUUUCAUUUCAGUUCAUUUCAUGUCGAUUAAUUACAUUAUAGCUAAGUUCAUUUGAGUGUAGUACUUUUCAGGUAACAACAUUACAAAUAACUUUUAGGUUAAUUC
This is a messenger RNA of Cuscuta campestris, 1205 nucleotides long. The record is from the annotation of a GenBank genome assembly. Lineage: Eukaryota; Viridiplantae; Streptophyta; Magnoliopsida; Solanales; Convolvulaceae.